AUGGUUAAUUCAUGUAUAGAACAUGAUGAUUUUUUUGACGCCCUUGAAGAGAUUUCUUCAGAAUCUAGUUGUGGUAGUGGAUCAGAUUGUUCUGAAGGCUGUACUUCUGAAAUUCAACAAGCUAGUAAUAAUUCAUUUAAUAGUCUGCACUAUGAUUUUUGGAGUGGAAACCCCAAAAUGAGUAGUGACAGGACGGCAGGAGCUAAUGAGCAUGACAAAGGGAAGGGAUUGGCUGGUCGGAAUCAUGAAGUAGUAAAUGAAGAAGAUCAGGAUGUGUUGUGCAGAAUUCGGUGCUUGGAAGAUGGGAGAGAGUUUGAAGUAGAGGAGACAGAUGAUGAAGGAAUGCCUAGGAAACUUCAUGAAGUUGGUUCGAGUUCUUGUUAUACAACUGAUGAGUUUCAGGAGACAUAUGGAUCACCUAAUCUUGUUAAACACUUCAUGACAAGAGAAUCAUCAAAAGGGUGUAAUAAGGUGUUUAAGAGGAAAUUGCAGUGCAAGGAAGGGUGUUUGAAGAGAUUUAGCUUCAAAGCUGCAAAUAUGUUUAACAAAGAUAAGGAAAAGAAUGAGGUGUUUCACAACCGGGAACUCUUUGGUUCUAGAAGCCAGAAAAUUCAUGUUCAUUCUCACAAAAAGUGGUCAAAGGAGUUGUCUUCCAUGUAUCAUAUGCAAGAAUUUUCUGCUCACAAGGGCUCAAUACUGUGUAUGAAGUUCAGUCUUGACGGCCAAUAUCUUGCCAAUGGUGGAGAAGAUGGAGCUUUGAACGUAUGGAAGAUAGUUGAAGAGGGAUGGAUGACUGUUUCUGACCAUUUGAACUUCAGUGUUGCAUCUGCAGGUUUGAAUUUUUCUGUAAAUGGUAUUCCAAAAUUGGCUUGCUUUCUGAAGUGUAAAGAGGAAGGCAAUGUGAAGAAUAAGCAGAAGAAAUGUGCACUCUGCUGGCAACGGUAUUAUGGUCCCUCGCAAAGUGUUUCGUAUUUUAGAGAAGCCUUGGCAUGA
Chenopodium quinoa (quinoa) is the source of this 993-nucleotide messenger RNA. RefSeq lists its product as uncharacterized. Bases 1 to 993 code for a protein of 330 amino acids. The transcript has 2 exons. Gene Ontology annotation, molecular function: protein binding. The record is from RefSeq and is a predicted model, not a curated record. NCBI's taxonomy places the organism in Eukaryota, Viridiplantae, Streptophyta, Magnoliopsida, Caryophyllales, Amaranthaceae.